AUGGCGGUUAAUCGUUCAACUUCCGACGGAGAUCUCGGACUCGCAACAUCUUCAGCCAUGGGGCAGCUCACCUUGAGUGAGUACACAAAGAAUGAUAUUCUGAAUCAAGAGAAAGAUGAACACCUCGCGACAAAAUGGGAAAUUUGGGCUUAUUACAGUUUCUUCUAUUUACUGACGGACAUAGACUUUGCUCCCACCGCGUUCCAGAAUCUUCUCUACCAAGCGGCAGGAGAUGCAGAUGGACUUGUUUUUGCGGGGAAACGCCGUUCAGUCGAUAGCAUCGUUCUUCUAUGUAACGGGAUAUCUUUUUCCAUUCAAAUUCUGGUAUUCCUAGUGAUAGGAAGCUUCGCAGACCUUGGGAACUGGCGCCCAAACAUCCUGAUCGUUUUCUCAGUCAUCGCCUACGCCGUAGGCUUCGCUUGGCUAGGCGUUCACACAGAAGACAAAUGGCGGACAGGUGUUGGGCUCUAUAUUGUUGGGCUUAUUACCUAUCAAACCACACUCACCUUCUGGACCGCUGCAUUUCCAUCACUUGCGCGUAACAGCGCCGAGAUGAGAAAAAAAGCCGAUGAACUUACCCAUGGGGUCAUCUCUCGUGAAGAAUACGAUUGCGCUGAUACAAUGAUGAGAAGUCAGCUUGCGAACAUUGCGUUCUACAUUCAAUCACUUGCGGAGAUCCUCAUCCUGGCUAUCAUUGUUGGCAUUAUGUUCGGAGUUGGUGUCAAUGCAAGUGACGCAAGGAACAGCUGGGGCUUAAGUGUGCUCAUAGCUUUUGCUAGUGGUGUCUGGCUGAUUGUCUCGUUGCCGUGGUUCUUUCUUGAGAAGCGACGACCGGGUCAAGAUCCUGGCUCUAGGAAUAUCAUAAUGGCAGGCUUGUCCCAGCUCUACUUCACAAUGAGGCAGGUGUGGAAGCUGAAGCAGAGCUUGCUUUACCUGGUUGUCACUGUCAUUUCGACCCUCCAGAACAGUUUGGUGGCAUACAACACAUUACAGUUGACAUAUCUUUUGAUUGUCGGGAUUGCAGCUCAGACUGUUGGAAUUUACCUCUUCUGGAGCGUUCAACGACGAUAUAAGCUCGACACAAAGACAAUGUUCAACGCCAUCGCAGUCAGUAUCACUCUGCUUGACGGUUGGGGCAUGAUAGGAAUUUGGACUGACAAGUUUGGCUUUCAUCAUGUGUGGGAAGUAUGGGUCUAUCAGGCUUUCUAUGGCCUGUUUAUAUGCCCGUGGUAUAGUUACUCGCAGAUUAUGAUCUCAGAGGUUACACCUCGGGGAUACGAAUACCUUUUCUUCAGUUUAUUCAGUAUUGUUGGAAAGACAUCCUCGUUUAUUGGGCCUCUUGUGUCUAGUGCUAUUAUUGAUGCUACGCCCACCGGCAACUCUUCUUCACCAUUCUAUUUUCUAUUUGCGCUGAGCAUUUUGGGCUUCGGAAUCCUGGUUGUUGGGGUGGACCUCAAGAAGAGUCGCCAGGAGCAAGAUCAGUUCCUCAAGAGAAAUAGCCGGAGCGAAGUGGAAGGACACGCCUACGUGCGUGAGUAG
Messenger RNA from Aspergillus terreus NIH2624, 1539 nucleotides. RefSeq names its product MFS transporter. Lineage: Eukaryota; Fungi; Ascomycota; Eurotiomycetes; Eurotiales; Aspergillaceae. The transcript has 5 exons. The record is from RefSeq and is a predicted model, not a curated record. Bases 1 to 1539 code for a protein of 512 amino acids.